This is a messenger RNA of Orussus abietinus, 2684 nucleotides long. It is a transcript of the gene Mks1, whose product is annotated as Meckel syndrome type 1 protein. Gene Ontology annotation, biological process: cilium assembly. Bases 82 to 1626 code for a protein of 514 amino acids. The record is from RefSeq and is a predicted model, not a curated record. Lineage: Eukaryota; Metazoa; Arthropoda; Insecta; Hymenoptera; Orussidae. The transcript has 4 exons. Gene Ontology annotation, cellular component: MKS complex.
CAAACGCAGUGAGGGAGACUGACCACGUUGAAUUCGGUGAAUUUGAUAUUUUCGGAGUUUAGUCCACCGACCUGGAUUAAAAUGUUAGAAAAGUCUCAGGGGAAGAUGAAGAUUGCCGAGAGCUAUCGAAUUAAGGACCCUAUCGAGAAUUUCAAGCUUAAAGUCAAAAUCGUUCAGCAGAAAUCCGUGCUGGCAGAAUUGUUUGGAGAAGAAGGGGAGACUAGAGAUCCGAAUUUCUUGAAAGUUGAAGAGCGCAGUUUCAGCUGGCAGGAAAAAGUUUUCGCCCCGUUUGAAAUAAAAUUCUACGAGGACGAGAAAAAUUGCUUAACAGAUUACCAGAAAGAGUAUUAUAGAAGAAUAGUUGAAGGAAAUGUCGAGGGAUCUCGUUUGUUCUCUUAUACACAGCAUGACACUUAUUGCCCCGAUGAUAGUUUAAUAACGUUGGAUUUUAAGUCGUACCUAUCGAAACGCAAUACGGAGGCACUUUCUGUGCUUCGGAAUCGGAAACCUUUCGCCGAGAGGUAUAAUAAAAAAGUCAUUGACGUCAGACCUCACAAAACGAGAAUUCGCUCGAAUCAUUACCUUUAUCAGGAACGAGAAGUUAUGUACAUUCUAGCGGAUUUAACUCCGAAGGACCACGUGGUUGCGGAAUCGAAUAUCGCAGAAACUCUCCUAUGCACUGUAACGUUCGACAGAGCUCGCAACAUUCUCACCGUGAAUCCCGAUUUUAAUUACGAUGAAUGCUACAUUGUAAAUGGAGGUGAUAUGAGUUACAAUUAUUGGAUACAACACACUUCGGAAAAACAAACCCACGAAGAUUUGGAACGUCAAUUAGAGAUCGUGCAACAGGAAAUUCAACACGAAAAGAUCAUUAAAGAAGCGAAGAUCUAUCACGAGAUGCGACUUCCUCCAUCGAAUGUGCUGCGAGUAUUUUUAACCCUGGAAAUCAAAAGCGCUCGCAAUUUUCCUUACAACGCGCCGUUUAUCACCUAUACCAUAAAUUUACCACCAUAUUGGUCCACCGGACAACGCGAAAACCUUACUGGGCGGACACAAAGAUGCUGUAUGAGAAAUGGAAUUGCAAACUUUGGUUACAUCACAGAAAUCUCUCUGGAUUUUAAUUUGAAUUGCUUACAGGAUGACAAUGUCCUACCGUCUUGGCCUUGUAUAUUAAUAUCUGUAGCUUCUCUGGACAGCUGGACAAGGUAUCGCAUCGAAGGAUACACCUACGUGAAUUUACCCUGUUACCCCGGCUCCCACGAUCUGUCACUCCACACUUGGAGACCCGUUUGCGGUCUAGUAAACUCUCUUCGACGAUUUUUCAUUGGUGGCACAUACGAACUCGAAGAUAUAACGUAUUGCAGCAUACCAGCCAUACAUGAAGGGCCGAAGCUGGAGAAACCAUGGCUGACGGUUGUACCAAGCGGUCAUGUCAACCUGAAAAUAAACGUAGCUCAUCAAAACAAGUCGUUUCUAAAAGAUACAGGCUGCGAAAAAGACGUUUUCGAAAGAUUGAGUGGGGGAACACUUAUGAGUAGCGUGGACGAUGUCCUGGAACAAUUUAAAGCCGCCAGAGAACGCAUGAUUAGAGCGAGGAACGACCACGCUAGUACGUUCUAUCGAUAAUCACGUCGCAAAGUUAUCUUCAAUGAUAUUCGAAAACAUUGAGAAUGCAAACUUCUAUUGUACUCUGUAACCGGCGGAGGACCCACAAAGGUGCAAUUCGUAUGAUUGUCCUUCAAUCUCAAGAACAAGAGCUUCCAAUGAGAUGUAGCGAUUGAAAUCGUAGAAAUGAUAAUUCUAGCAAAUGUAGGAAUCGUGCGCAAAUGUUGAAAAGGGUUAAGAAAAGCACGACUAGUGGAAGAGUAAAACAUCUAUCAAGUGAAUUAUUUGAUAAUGUCCCGUUUAGUAUAUAUGUAUGUCGUAACAUCCUGAAGUUUGAUACUCUCCCGCCGAUGAUUCAAGCUAGUUAAAAGCUGUAAUACAUCACUACUAGGUUUAGAAAGCUGAGCUGUCACGUUGGCGUUUUUCGAGGGUGAGUGUUGUUCCCGAAUCUCGAGGAUUCCUAGGGGAAGAGAAUAUCCGAAACAUCGUUUGACGUCAGAGAACACCUGAAAAUACUAAGAAGCGGGAAAUUGAAGGAAAGCUAAAUCGUUUAGACGUUUGACUACUAAGUAUAGCUAUCAAUGGACUCGAGAAUUACGUAAUUUUUAGAAGAAAAAAAGUGUGAUUUACUUAAAAGAGAUACCGAUCGUUAAUCAAUCGGACCAGGCCUGUUGUAACGGAGGUGAUUUUUAUUUCAACAAAAAUAACAAUUUACAUUGAAUUGUUUCUGAUAAUAAUAUUAUCGUGUAUGCUACACCUGUAGUUUACUGUAGGCGUGGUAUACGAUCGCUUCGCUAUUAAUCGUUAUUUUAUUUCUUUAAUUAUUCAUUAAUAGUGUUCGCAGGUGGCGAUCCGUUAUCCGAGUUCUCACGUUCCCCCGAUCGCUUAUGAUACAAUAUUCAAGAUAGAGGAUGAGUGUACCUCAACGUUAGUAGCUUUAUACAGAGAGUUAACCGCGGAUAAUCGAACACCAGAAUGCACGUAAUCGAUCGACCGGUCGAUCGAUUCGCUGAAGUUAUAAUCAAGUAGGUUCAGGUGUACAAGUAUUUUUUAAAUACAUUAGACCUUUCUAGUCUAGA